UUGUUUACAUCUUGAGCUCCAAGCGUACAAAUUAAAGAAAAUCGGGACAAUUGUUUUUUAACCAAGAAAUGUUACUUUAAUUACUAAUUGAAUUAUAUUCAAACAUGCUACUCGACGAAAAGGCCCAAAAGUACAAAUUACUCGCUGAAAAAGUUUAUCACCGCUGCCAGGAAUUACAAACUGAAAAUGAGCGCUGUGUGCUCCGCAUAAAUACGGUUAAGAAGCUUCUUCGACGACGCACCCGCGAUGUAGAGCUUUUGAAACGGCGCCUUGACAAGCACAAUGACGUAUGGCGGCAAUUGCCAAUGGUGGCACCACACCCAAAACGAAAAAUCGAACAAAAGCGCGGUCCCAAGCCCAAACCUAAGAUUCCCACAGAAGAGCCAACAGAUGUCAAAGUUAAAAAGGUACGGAAGCAGCGCAUGAAAAAGAACCUACUACCGCUGCAGCCAGGUUCCGUUGAAGGAACAAUGCAACAACUGCCACAACAACAGCACUUCACCGAACAGCAGCAGCAGCAGUUGCUAAUGCAACAACAAUUCGUACAUUUCAAACAAGAUAUUUGAGAUGCAAUGUAAAACUUUUAAUUGAACAAGGCGUGAAUUAUCCUAAAUAUCUGGGUAAUUUCUAUUGAUUUUUAAACUUAUGAAGCAGAUUUCAUGUACAACACAUUCGCCCAACAUGGAGCAUAUGAAAAUAAAGCGCGCAACAUAAA
Messenger RNA from Rhagoletis zephyria (snowberry fruit fly), 715 nucleotides. RefSeq lists its product as uncharacterized. Gene Ontology annotation, molecular function: DNA binding. Lineage: Eukaryota; Metazoa; Arthropoda; Insecta; Diptera; Tephritidae. Gene Ontology annotation, biological process: positive regulation of apoptotic process; apoptotic signaling pathway; apoptotic process. The record is from RefSeq and is a predicted model, not a curated record. Gene Ontology annotation, cellular component: Ino80 complex.